AUGCUGACAUUCCGCCGCGCCCUUGUGGCAGCGGCAUUCAUUAUUACGGUGCUCUUCUUCAUAACCCACUCGAGCUCUCCCUCACCUUCGUCAUCGGCCGUCGAGUUCCCAAAAGGACAACAACCAGUCGAUGGACUGAAGCAGCCACAGACCUUAAAAUCCGACAAUAAUGCUGUACACGGUGGCCACAACAACCGACCCUCCGUAUCCGGGCAGAGAGCGUUUCAAGAUAUGUCCCACAUGACGCUCGACGAGAAACUCGCGUACCAAUACCCCUACGAUGUUGAACUCAAGUUUCCGGGAUAUAUUUGGCAGACGUGGAAAUGGACACCGGCACAAGGGGAGUUUACCUUCCGUGAGCAGGAGGCCAGCUGGACGGAGAAGCAUCCCGGCUUUAUCCACGAGGUUAUUACAGACCAAGUCGCUGUGCACCUGAUCCGGCUGCUGUACGCGUCGGUGCCCGAGGUAAUCGAGGCAUACGAGUCACUGCCGCUAGCUGUGCUCAAGGCCGACUUCUUCCGGUACUUGAUCUUGUUUGCGCGAGGCGGGAUCUACACAGACAUCGACACGUCGGCCAUCAGGAGUGCAGCCGACUGGCUGCCGGAGUCGGUGCCGCGUGACCAGAUCGGGUUGGUCAUUGGCAUCGAAGCCGAUCCUGACCGUCCAGACUGGGCGCAAUGGUACAGUCGCCGUAUCCAGUUUUGCCAGUGGACUAUCCAAGCCAAGCCAGGUCAUCCCGUGUUGCGGGAAGUUAUCAAGCGCAUAACCGAUCAAACAUUGGCUCGGAAAAGGUUAGGUACGCUGGACAGAAUCACUGAUCGCGAGGUGAUCGAGUUUUCUGGUCCCGCGCUAUGGACUGAUGUGAUUUUUGACUACUUUAACGAUGAGCGCUAUUUCGAUAUGGCACGGUCCCCUGGGCUCAUUGACUGGCACAAUUUUACGGGCAUGGAGGACCCCAAGAGAGUGGGUGACGUGGUCGUGCUCCCAAUUACGAGCUUCUCUCCCGGGGUGCAGCAAAUGGGCGCCAAGGAUUAUGAUGACCCGAUGGCCUUUGUGAAGCACGACUUCGAGGGAACCUGGAAACCCGAAAGCGAAAGGCAUAUCGGCGAGAACAACAACCAAUGA
Thermochaetoides thermophila DSM 1495 is the source of this 1125-nucleotide messenger RNA. Its product is annotated as alpha-1,6-mannosyltransferase-like protein. Gene Ontology annotation, cellular component: mannan polymerase complex. The coding region runs from base 1 to 1125 and encodes 374 amino acids. NCBI's taxonomy places the organism in Eukaryota, Fungi, Ascomycota, Sordariomycetes, Sordariales, Chaetomiaceae. The transcript is spliced from 2 exons. The record is from RefSeq and is a predicted model, not a curated record. Gene Ontology annotation, molecular function: alpha-1,6-mannosyltransferase activity. Gene Ontology annotation, biological process: protein N-linked glycosylation.